UCCUUCGGCACUUCUCGCCCGGCCCGCUCAGCCCUGUUGCACCCACCGCCGCCCCCUCCCGCCCGGCGGGACCGCUGCCGCCCCGCGCCGUGUGCCCCCGCCCCGCACCCGCCCGGGAGGCUGCGGCGCUCCGUCCGUCGGUCCGUCCGCGCCGGGCGCGUGGCUCCUUUGUGUACAGCAGCUGCUCCUGAAUGCGGAGGCGAAGCCCGUGGCUUGGCACCGAGCUUUUAAAAACCGGCAGCCCUCCUCCCGUCCUGCCUCCCCUCCUGCCGCCGGGCGGACGGUUCUCACCUGGGCUCCGCCGCUCCCCCCCUCCCGUGUACCUGCGCCCGUCGCAUCCCCGCGCUGCCCCGACCCCGGGGAAGGCACCUGAAGGUGGAUCUAUCACAGCUCCCGGCCGGCUCUCCAAGUGCACUUCUGGGACCAAAGCACCGGCAUGGAUGUAAGAUUUUACCCGUCCGCGGCGGGCGGCUCGCUUCCCGGAGACCCUUCCAACCUGGACUUUGCGCAGUGCUUGGGCUACUAUAACUACAACAAGUUUGGAAACAAUAACAACUACAUGAACAUGGCAGAAGCAAAUAAUGCAUUUCUUGCUGCAAAUGAGCAGACGUUCCACACGCCGAGCCUGGGGGAUGAGGAGUUUGAAAUCCCACCUAUCACACCCCCGCCCGAGUCAGACCCUGCACUGGGGAUGGCAGACAUCCUGCUGCCCUUUCAGGGCCUUGGUGACCAGCUGCCAGCCCAAGGAAAUGAAUUUACACCCCAGUUUCCCCCUCAGAGCUUGGAUCUCCCCUCCAUUACUAUAUCCCGAAAUCUCAUGGAGCAAGAUGGCGUCAUCCACAGCAAUGGAUUGCACAUGGAUCAGAGUCACACCCAAGUUUCACAGUACCGCCAAGACCACUCUUUGAUUAUGAGAUCUAUUGUCCACAUGACGGAUGCUGCUCACUCGGGAAUUAUGACUCCCUCUCAGCUCACCACCAUUAACCAGUCCCAGCUAAGUGCACAGCUGGGGCUAAAUCUGGGAGGCACCAACUUGCCACACACUUCUCCCUCCCCUCCUGCUAGUAAAUCAGCCACUCCUUCCCCCUCCAGCUCAAUAAAUGAAGAAGAUGCAGACGAAUCAAAUAGAGCUACUGGAGAAAAAAGAGCUGCCCCAGAUUCUGGCAAGAAGCCGAAAACUCCGAAGAAGAAGAAAAAGAAAGAUCCCAACGAGCCACAGAAGCCAGUGUCAGCAUAUGCCCUUUUCUUCAGGGAUACACAAGCUGCAAUUAAAGGGCAGAACCCCAAUGCUACGUUUGGAGAGGUUUCAAAAAUAGUGGCAUCUAUGUGGGACAGUUUAGGAGAAGAACAAAAACAGGUAUAUAAAAGAAAAACAGAAGCUGCCAAGAAGGAAUAUCUGAAGCAGUUAGCUGCCUACAGAGCAAGCCUUGUAUCCAAGGCUGCUGCAGAGUCUGCUGAGGCCCAGACAAUUCGUUCUGUGCAGCAAACACUGGCAUCUACAAAUUUGUCUUCCUCCCUUAUUCUGAAUACUUCUCUCUCUCAACAUGCCACAGUAUCAGCAUCUCCUCAAACUCUUCAACAGUCCCUCCCCAGAGCAAUUGCUCCCAAACCUCUGACCAUGAGACUGCCAAUGAAUCAGAUUGUAGCUUCUGUUACCAUUGCAUCAAACAUGCCGACAAACAUUGCAGCUCCAUUGAUAAGCUCUAUGGGAACAAACAUGGUGGCAACGGCGUCUUCGUCUCAAGUAAGUCCCUCCAUGCAAAGCCAGCAGCACCAGAUACAGCAGCUCCAGCAGCAACAGAUGCAGCAGAUGCAACAACAGCAGCUACAUCAGCAUCAAAUGCAUCAGCAGAUACAACAACAAAUGCAACAACAGCAUUUUCAGCACCACAUGCAACAACAUUUGCAGCAGCAGCAGCAGCAUCUUCAACAGCAAAUUAAUCAACAGCAAAUGCAACAGCAGCUUCAGCACAUACAGCUUCAGCAGAUGCAGCAGCAGCAGAUGCAGCAUAUGCAACACCAGUCACAGCCUUCUCCUCAGCAGCACUCGCCAGUAGCCUCUCAGAUCACUUCUCCCAUCCCUGCCAUUGGGAGCCCUCAGCCAGCACCUCAGCAGCACCAGUCACAAAUACAAUCUCAGACACAGACUCAAGUAUUAUCACAGGUCAGUAUUUUCUGAAGAUAAAUGAUCUCACAGCAUCGCUUUGCGUUGAUGAAGGGGGUAGGGGUAAACCAUAUUUGGCUGAAAACUGUAAAUUGUUGAUGGUAGUUAUGCAGGGAUGCAUAACAGAUCAAACGAUCCUCUAAAGUGUCUAUUAGAUAGGCAAUAAAGAACUACAAUGUAGCUGUGUAUCAUCUUUUAGCUGACUAUAAAUCAUUUUGUUUAAAAAAGAAAAGGAAAAAAAAAUUAAAAAAAAAAAAGAAAAAGCUGUGCUCUCAUUCAUGUGAUGCCUUUUUAAUUUAUUUAAGCUUUACCUACAAUAUGUGAAUCAAAUGGCCUAAUAAAUACCUGGACCUUAUGACUGCAGCAUGGCCUUUCAGAGUUACAGAUUUCUCCAGAAGUGAAUAAUGCACUUCAAGGCAGUAUGAACUCAUGAAGCCCUUAAAGCACAGUUGUAACUACCUGUAAAAUGAUGAUUGGAUUUCAUACAGUCAUACUUGUAUGACAUGAGUUCGUUGAUGGCAUUUUUUGUCAUGAAAUAAAAUAGAGUAAGUCACAGAUUUUUGCCAAAGCUCUUAAAUAUCUGUCCUGAAUAUCUUCAGAAAAGUAAAUGCGAAUAACUGAACUUCAGUGUUUGAUCCAUCCUUUCACUCCAUUUCUCCCAAGAAACCUACCAUAGUUUCUAACAAAAUAUAUAUUGACAGUUACCCUAUUACGUUAAUUCCAAUUACAGAACAAAUGUGAAUAUUAUAUUCUGUGUGGAAGUGAUGAGUUUCAGAUUUAAUACACUGUAUUUUUAAAAGGGAAAUGCACUUAACUGAGGCUGUUAUUACAAAAAGCUAAGAUGAAAAAUGCAAGAGUUUUUAAUACGCUGUAAAACCAGUAGAAUAUUUAAAGGAAACUCCACGACUGAAUAAUCAAUGUAAAUAUUUUCUUUAAAAGUUGUAAGUUUUCAUAUCAUGUGUUGUAAAGUUUUCAUAAAUGAGGCUUUAAUGUAAACACUGGUAACAUGAAUUAUUAAUUGCUACAUUGCUUAUUGUGUUUUUAUGCUGUUUUAUACUUUUUUAUGAGUUACGAUAGCAGCAAUUAAGUUGUUUGUAUUUUGCUUAUCUAAAAUAAAUGCUUUUAUCUUGCUAUAGAAUAAACACAUUUCAGUAAUACCGAUGGGCCACAAGUCAUUGAUAGGAAAAAAAACAAAACAGAAAUGUUUCCUUGCAGAACCACUUUCUCUACCACUUUAUUCCACUCUCUGGACUUGAUUCUAUCAACCAUGCUGUGUAAAUAGGUACUGGUCUGUGCAGUCAGAUCUGGUGUCCGUAAGUGCAUGCAACUCCGCAGAGCAGACCAUGGCUUUGAGGUGAGAGAGCAAGUGUUGGAGCGAUGAUGGCACAGAGCUUUCGUCCCACCCUGUGUUGUGUCUGUCGGUGGGAAUAGGGUAAGAAACCUGUCUCAGCCACUCAGGGAUAAAAAUAAGCACAGAUUGGGAUUUUCCUCAUGUCCUUGUGUUUUUGCUGUAAGCCCAACCACUUCUCCAGGACUGCGAGACUGUGAGCCUCUGGCUUGUCCCAGGCUCUGGCUGGUGCUGAAUGAUGCAGGCAGGGAGCAGUGGGUGGAGAGGGAGCUGUUUUACUGGAAAUAUUUGGAAACAUUUACAUCCAAUGUGUUGGCAAGAUAUUAGUGCUCUUUCUACAUUUCUACUCUUGAUGGAGGACAAAAACCCUUCCUUUCUUCUUUCCCAUCCCUUCCUGCUAUUGCUGUGUGCUGGGUGCAGCCUGACCACUAUCCCCAGUUGUCUUGCAUGAUUAAUUACAGCAUCUGUCCUGUCAGGAGCUAUAAUGAAGAGGUCUUGAUAAAAAUUGCAAAUUACCACUGGCAACAAUCUUAAACUGCUUAUGAUAAAAUGAAAAUUAAAAACAGCAAGUGUCAAACACGAACAGAAUCCUAAUCCUGUUUCAGGCCGUGUCCAUGGCUACCGACCAGACCCCAACCAAAAUAAUGGGAUAUAGAUCCCCCAAAAGUUGCAGCCAGACUUGAGGGAAAAGGUACUGUGCUGUGCAAGUUUAUUAAUAAUGAAUUCAGCUUUCAAUAUUUCACAGUCCUCAGGUACUCUGCUUAUUAUCUACAAAUAUUGAACAGCAAGAGAUUCCAAUUAGAAAUUUAUAGAUUUCUUGGAGCAGAAAAAAUCAUGUAUAAAUUGAAGCUUUUUGUAAUAGGUGUUAUUUGACGGCUACCCAUGCUCGUAAUAGCCUUCGUAUGAUAUCUAAUCGUGUCUGGGAGGGAGGGGGCUUAUUUCAGGCACAAGGAAGCCUGUGUGCAUUGGAAAUGGCGCAGCAGAGGCUGGUUGUGAAAGAUGGUUUUGUGUCAGUUUUAACCAAUGUUACAUAACAAAGAGGACCAUUUUAUAGUCUUUUUGAAACCUUUAGACAACUGCCUUCAGAAAUAAUUGCUAAACUGCAUGUGACAGUAAUUGUGUAUUAGUUCUGUAAUUGUCAUUUUGAAGACCUAUGAAGUAUCGUUGGGAAAAAUGUCACUAGUGAUAAGAGUUAAUUACAACUGAAGUCUGUUUUCAACUAUUUGUGGUAAGAAGCAGGUGUUAUUAUACUCAUUAAAUGAUUUCAUAAAUCCUGGGUUUUAUCACAUUUGAUUAAGAGCUGCUGAACUGCUGAUGGUCAAUUCCAGGAAAAAAAAAAAAAAAGAAAAAAAAACACACAAAAAAAGAAGUUUUAAUUGCCACAGCUAAAAAAAAAUUCAUCAUCAAGCAGGACUGAACAGUUUAAAUAUCAGAAUUUCAAUCAUGGAAAACUGGAGCAUCCCCCUGCUUGCUACAGAAUUAUAUUUCCCAUUACCCACAAUAGCAUAUUGCAGAACAUCUUGUGUUUCAAACUGUGCAAGUUGGAGUUAGUAUUCUCUACAUCUAAGUGAAUAACUUUGCUAUCAUAGGUCGCAAAUAAAACUGUUAACUUAAAUCACUUACUAUGAAAUUUAUACAGGAAAAAAAAUGCCAUAUCCAUGAUUUCAGUGUCAUACGUGUUUUAAAGACUGUUUUCUUCGUAUUGUUUACAAGUACUUAACUGCUCCCUUCUUUUCCCAAGGUUUCAGAUGCUUUAUCACCCCAGUUAACCACAUUCUACUUUCACAUUAACCCAGGUUGACACAUGAUGAAAGAACAUAAGGAGGUUUAAUUUUUAGCUGACACAGGGUCAUUGGUUUCUAACUUGAAGAACAAAGGCUUUAAAUACCUCUAUGCAACAUAAUCUCAAUUUUAUAUUGUCACCUGACCAUUGUGGUUUGCGGGACAGAUGGAUUAAAUAUCUCGAGUUUAACCAGUAGUCUUGCACUGUCUCUUUUCAAUGGGGAUUGGACAUUUGAAUGGCUCCUUUUCCAUUUCUCACUUCAUGGAGUAUUUUUUAGCACUGGACUUCAUUCUAACCUUUCCCUCCCCCCUUUGUUUGGCUUUUGUUUUGCAACAGCUGUUAUUAUCGUUUUUGGUCAGCUGUGAUUGCUGGAGGCAAAAUAGGACCAGAUGGUGUUUUGCUAUGCAUGAAUGGAGAGUUAGAGGAGUUUAGAUUGAAUAGGCCAAGUUUGAAUGGUGUCUAUGCACCACCUGCCCUCUUCAGCAGCAGCACACACAUCAUAGGAGCAUGAUCUGUCUCAGACCUACUAGAAUUGGAUGGGAAUGGAGAGAGCCUUGUUGGAUUUUCUCCAUAUUUAUUGAUCUUCCAUGCACUAACAGCAUAAUGCAGUACACAGUCAAUUUGAGUUAAUUGGAUAUGACACAGCAUGUACAUGUAAUCUAUCACUGUAGUCUCUUGGUACGCUUUAGGUUUUGCUGCCACAGAACAUGCAGUAUUAGCCUGCAUUAGUAGGCUAAGUGGAUGGAAGUAAAGCAGGAUCGUCGUGCAGCUUGAUUUAACAAAACGGACUGGAGUUCUAAAGCAAUGCCCUUAAAACUGCCAGAAAUAGAGUGAAAUACAAAUGUUUCUGAUUUGAUAGAGCAGACUGAGUAUUUUGGCACAGAAAAACAAACAACAAACAAAACACCUAAUUUCCAUACUUUUCUCAGAGGUUUGCCAAUGAAAUUUAAGUGAGCAGUUCCCUAAGAAGUUAGUAGCAGCCUUGUUAGAGAUGACUCAGUGCAGCUCUGAAAGGGCUGUGUGUGUGUGCAGGAAUCUAUUCCAGAGCAGGAGGGAUAUUAGAUUAAGCAAAUUCUGAUUACCAGCCCUUAAAACACAGACAUUAAAAUGAGGUAUUCCAAUUGCUUUUGGAGCAGCAAAGGGCUUCUUCAGUGCCCAAAUUGGCCAUCAAAGUGCAGCUUAAAUGCCACAGAAAUUUAGGGUGUGUUUUAUCCUCCAUGAAGGCUGUCUGAGAGGCGUCCAGUGUGUGAGAGCUGUAGCUGAAUGCUAGGGAAUAAAAUACAUAUGUGCUUGUACAAAUAACUCUCUGGAACUGUCACAGCCAUUGGGUGUUUCAGGCCGACCUCUGCCCACGUUGGCAGGAGCUGCUCACGCGCUGCCUUUGUCUGCAGUGUCAGGUAGCCAAGUGAGUUACUUUAUUAUGAAAAUUGCAUUCAGCUGAAAAAAUGCUAAAUGUUUUCAAGUGCCUGUGGGAAAAGCUAGGUUUGUAUUAAAGGAUUUGGUUCUUAAAGUCACCGAGAAGCUAAUGCUUCUCAGGUGCAUCUGAGGGAGAGUAUUUUUGAUUAUAAUACUAAAAUCUUUCAGAAGAGAAUGUGUGGCUUUGAAUGAGCUGUUCUGACACCUCAAUAGGCUACGCUGGAGAUUUAUAAUGUACUGUUUACCUCUGCUAAAAAGUAGAAGUGGUAUUUGAAAUCUCAUUUUUGUCCAAGUUCUCAGCGUUAACAUCUUCCACUCCUACUCAAACUGAAGUAGUGCAGAGUUUUGUUAAUAGGUUUGAAAUGAAAUUCGUUUUAAUCUUUUAGGUAAAAAAGAAAUUAAAAAAAAAAUAAAAUGUUGAACUGGAGAGAGUAUUUGAUGUAGUGUGGUACUUAAAUGGGCAGUUCCUACAGAUACCUGGUAUUUUGUUUCCCUUCUCUAAUAUCUGCACUGAUACAGAUAUCUUUGGUCUGUUAUUUUUUCCAAAGUGAAGUCGUUACAUUAAUUUAACUCUGCUGCUCUAAUUGAAAAAGAAAGGCUUUGAUCCAGCAAAUCACUUAAAAUGAGUGGAUAAUUCAAGUAUACAGGUAGUAAUUUCAUUAAAGUGACUGCUCAGAUGCUUACAGUUGUAUAGUUGCUCAAGUGCUUUCAUAGAUCGGGAGUCUAAUUGCAAAAAUAUUGCAUUUGAUUUCCAAACAAUUCCAAGUAGCAAUAAUUAGAACCUAAAAGUAAAUAGCUGGGCUUACUUUUUUCACAUUUUGUUUUAUUAAAUUCUAUUUGGAACAAGUUACAGGGAUGAUUUUCAAGUACAGGUAUCUAACCUUUCUGCUGGUUCUGCAACUGUACAUCAUUAUAGAUGUGUAUGGAAUUAACCACCUGACUGGGAAUUUGCAUACUCAGUCAUUUAGAGGUGUUUUUACUGUGCACAGGUCUAAAAAUCUACACCUGGAUCAGCAGUCACAGUUCUUAAGUGGAUACCUUGACUAAAUGUUUGCAUUUACAAAACAGAAAUAAAUGCAGACAGAGUAUCAUUAAAUUUACUGGCAAUAUUUGUGAAACUUAAAGGCUGUUGUUACUUCAGACUGCUUCAUUUUUAAUGCUAGGUCCUGCAGUGUACUAAUGACAAACAUACACAUUGCAUUAACACUAAGUAAAGAAAUAAUAAAUCCCUUGUGUUGUA
This is a messenger RNA of Coturnix japonica (Japanese quail), 7951 nucleotides long. RefSeq names its product TOX high mobility group box family member 3 (gene TOX3). NCBI's taxonomy places the organism in Eukaryota, Metazoa, Chordata, Aves, Galliformes, Phasianidae. The record is from RefSeq and is a predicted model, not a curated record. Gene Ontology annotation, biological process: regulation of transcription by RNA polymerase II. Gene Ontology annotation, molecular function: chromatin DNA binding. Gene Ontology annotation, cellular component: nucleus.